Molecule: messenger RNA, 1338 nt
Organism: Giardia duodenalis
Lineage: Eukaryota; Fornicata; Diplomonadida; Hexamitidae
Product: Zinc-finger of a C2HC-type domain-containing protein
Exons: 1
Coding region: 1-1338 (445 amino acids)
Source: RefSeq, a predicted model, not a curated record
AUGUCGAUGGACGUUCCUAACGGGCUUUGCUGUCGUUACUGCGGUCGACGAUGGUUUAAGCAUGAUAUUCAAGUUCAUGAGAAAAACUGCAGACUCAAGAUCCUAUCCACCAUUAAAGUUCUUGAGGGAAGGUACCAUAAAAUGCACAUCCCGGCUCCUCCUGAAUGGGAACCGUGGAUUCUGCCCCCAAAAGUGUCACUGGCUGAAUACAACAACUAUGCAAGUCGUUUCUAUUCGUCCACAAUGCCGGAAUGCCCCUCGUGUUUGCGGAAAUUUCCUAUUACAGCACUGAAUGAACACAUCAACGAAUGUACAGAGAGCCUAGGGAGAAGCAUGGGUGGGACAGUUGGCGGUGGUCUCGGGGCCACUGGUGGCGCUACGAAGAAGCUUAAGGCCUCUUUGGGUCCAGAUGAGGGCCGUGCUACCCAGAAGCCUAAGCUCAAACCAAAGCCUCAGCCUCAGCCCACGUCAGGCCCAGGAAUUGACAACAAGUUUGGCGGUCCUCCUGUGUCAAGACAAGGCCCCGAUAUGGGGGCACGAGCAGGCGGCGCAGACAUGAAGAUCGGUGGCAGCGGGAAGGGUACGUAUAACUUUGACAACAUAGAGGUGGAAUCUGGCGGUGUGGACGGCCGCAUAGAGUGCCACAGGUGUGGACGCAAGUUUGCUCCUGACCGCAUAACGCAGCAUGAGCGCAUAUGCAACAAGCUUAAGGCUCUUCCGGAUGAAGUAGAUAAGGCGGCAGAUGGGGACACAAACUAUGCCCGUACCCGUGAGCCCGAUCCCUCUAGGUUCAAGAAAAAUGGUACGACUGGAUUCAACAAGGCAAACAUAGUCCCUAAGACCCUUACUAGCAGUGGAGAUCACGAUAGCCGAAGCCCGCCAAUAAAGUCCAGCUCUAAUGCCGCUGCACGUGGAAAGCCAUUUGGUGGAAAAGGAAUGGGUGGAAGCGCUCCAUUUGGCGGCGGCGGUGGUGGCAUGAAUGAUGGACGUGUCGAGUGUAGGCGCUGUGGCCGUAAAUUUGCACCUGACCGCAUAGAUAAGCAUGAGAGUAUAUGCAAGAACAUUCAGAAUAUGGAUCCUAGGGCUAACAAUCCCAAUCUUCGAGAGAACAUGAUUGCUACGUCGCGUGCAAGCACAAUUGGGUCUUCUGGAGCAGGUACUAGGCAGAGUGGAAAUAUGGGGAGAAGCAUGGGUCCUCAAAGAGGCUCUGGGGCACCCACUCGAGCUCCUCCUGCGCGCUCUGCCACUGGCGGACAGUCAAAGUUUUGUAGUGAGUGCGGGUCGAAGUUCGCUUCAGACACAGCGAAAUUCUGUAUGGAGUGUGGCUCAAAGCGCUAG